Beta vulgaris subsp. vulgaris (sugar beet) is the source of this 2580-nucleotide messenger RNA. RefSeq lists its product as uncharacterized. NCBI's taxonomy places the organism in Eukaryota, Viridiplantae, Streptophyta, Magnoliopsida, Caryophyllales, Amaranthaceae. The record is from RefSeq and is a predicted model, not a curated record. The transcript has 18 exons. Bases 292 to 2181 code for a protein of 629 amino acids.
AAAAGAAAAAAAAAAGCAAAUUCCCUUUAAGUUUUCACGGCAAAUCCAACAACACCACCGCGGCACCACCCAUCAUCUCCCUCUCUCCUUUCUUCUACAAUAAGCUUGGAGCUUGGAGCUUGGAGCUUGGAGCUUGGAGCUUGUCUCUUACGACACCAUCUCACUUUGUUGACUAUCCUCCAAUUCCAUUUUCUUCACUCGACACAAUUUUCGCUCGCACUCCAUCGCUUUCGCUUUACUCUAAGCAGACAGCAGCACUGUCUAACAACACAACAUCUUCGUUCAAUUUCCAUGGCUGCACAGAACGAUGAGCAAAAAAUCCCUGCGUUAGAUGAUUGCUUGAAGCUACUCCAAGGAGAGAGAGAUGAACAACGUCUUGCUGGCCUUUUAUUGGUUACCAAAUGCUGUAACAACGACGAUCAUGACUCCAUUUUUAAGGUCUAUAAUGCUAUCGGUGUUCGAUUCCUCGACCGACUUCUGCGCACCGGUAUGGCUAAAGAAAAUGUAGCUGGUCGUGAAACUGAUGAUCGUGAAGCAUAUUUGCAUCUAGGCAUCACAAUUCUAGCAGCAUUCUGUCGUGUUCCAGCUAUAGCGGCAUCUGCGGAUAUGACAUCAAAUAUCCCUUUAGUCCUGGAAGUCAUGGAGAAAGAGUCAGCUUCUUCUUUUUUGGAGGACUGCUAUGAAAUUUUGUUAAUCACAGCAUUAAAGUCUGAAAGUGCAGUUGCCACAUUAUUUGAAUCUGGAGGCCUGAGAUUGCUAGCUACUCAAUUGCCUUCUCUACCAGAUGGCUCUCAGGUUUUGGAGCUUUCCUUGAGACUUUUCCAGCUUAUCAUAAGUAAAAUCUCAUUGGAUGCCAUUGUUAGCAGACAUUUGUCAGAGCUGUCAACUAUGGUUGUUUCCAUAGCUAGGCAGUUUGGAAUAUUGCAGAAUGCUCUGAAAUUUGACUUGCUCCAACUGAUUGGUGUUAUCUUUUCGUCGGAUCAUUCGGUUGCUUUAAAAGAUGCACUCCGAGCAAUGUCAAACAAUAAUUGGUCUACCUAUAUGCGUGCUGGUGUAAUGGAUAUAUUACAGAAUCGUGUUGCUCCAGAACAGAAGAUUCAGGCUCUAAUUGUGGCUGAGGCAAUGCUAUCUUUGCUGGGAGAAGGUUGGCUGAUUGGUCAGUUGGAUGUCCCAGACCUGCACAAGUCUUUUCCAUCAGACAGGUGCUGGCUACUUGUUCUGGAGUCAUCUAGGGUUGAGAUUGCUGUUUUGCUCAAUGAGCUGGCUUACUUUAGACAUGCAGUAGGUACAUCAAAGUCUGAGGCCUUCCCUCUAAAGAAUCGAAAUUUGGCCAUUGCGUUUUCGUUGGUAGAAAAUGUCAUCAAACUUAUCUCAAAUCAUAGUGAAGAUGAAGGGAGUAUCUUUAGUCAAGGUACAGUCACAAAGAUAAUUUGUGGGAUUAAUGAGACAGUUGAAGUAGUCCUUGAGUACCUAAAGGAAGCAAAGGAUACUGGACAAAGGAAGGGAAAUGAUCUUCUUGCUUCCAUACGACUGGUCGGAAGUUACCUGGCAGAGGCGCCCCUUGCUAGUGGUACGCUGGUCAAAGAACUUUUAGAAUAUAUGCUUUCAGUCGAAGGUGAAGACGAAUCAAGACCUUUCCUUUGUAGAUGCUUCUUGCUUCCGAUGCUCUGCCAAAGAACAAUGAGUAUUAAAGAAGUUCAGUUUCUGGCUUCUUCUGGAGCUUAUAAAGCUGUCAUGGAGUGUCUUGUACAACUAGUCAGUAAAGAACCCGAUAUCGUUCAGGAUAACGAGACAGUGUUAUUAGCUUGUGAUACAGUGUUAAACUUCUUGUUGAAGAAGGAGCACAUCGAAGUUCAGCUGGAUGAAUCUGUGUUUCUCCAUGUCUUGAAGGCAUUGGCCUACUGGACAGCACGAACGAGUGAUUCAACUGUGAUCAUGAUGGCAUCAAGCAUUUGUUCACUUAUAUUUGACAAUACUUCACAGAAGGCCCUGCUGAGAUGUCCAGAGAUUGAUAUAGGCACUAUCUCUAGAUUAUCUCUUCUCAUUGCAAGAAGCUUGACUAUAGGAACACAGAAAACGUACCACAAUGCCAAUUCAGAUGAGGAUCUUCAUCAGAUUAUAGCUGCAGGUUUUAGCCGGUGGGCCAACCGAUUUCCCGCUGUCAGAGAUGUAGUCGUGUGAAUUGGUGUUAUCAUGUUUAUCUUAAGCUCCCAACUUCUAGGUGUUUCUGCCGUGGCCUCUAAUCACCGAGCUAUUAAAGCUUCUGUGGAUACACCUCCGUAUUGUAAAUCAUGUACAUUUGCUGGGAAGUUGACCCGCUUCAAUUUUGUAGAGAAAAGUUGACCUUAGUCUUUAGGGCUAUUUCAAUAUGGCUGUCACUUUUCAAUCUUUGGCUGUAGGAUUUCAAAUCUUAUGAAAUAGCUUCAGGACUCAGGAGGUUGUUUGAACAUUUUUUCUUUUUUUAAGUCUAAGGAACACAUGUUGAGGGGAGAAAAGGAAGAGACUGUUAUUACAUUGGAUUUGGUUGCAUUCUGAAUUUCAUUUAAUAUACUCAUCAUUGCAAGGUGUAAAUUCGAUAAA